Messenger RNA from Emys orbicularis (European pond turtle), 1754 nucleotides. It is a transcript of the gene METTL8, whose product is annotated as methyltransferase 8, tRNA N3-cytidine. Bases 351 to 1574 code for a protein of 407 amino acids. Gene Ontology annotation, molecular function: tRNA (cytidine-N3)-methyltransferase activity. The transcript has 10 exons. NCBI's taxonomy places the organism in Eukaryota, Metazoa, Chordata, Testudines, Emydidae. The record is from RefSeq and is a predicted model, not a curated record.
CCGGAUUCAUGUUUCCAGCUGCAUGGAGAGUAUUACCCCAGCAGCAGGGCUGGGGCGCUGAGCAGAGCUCCCGCAGGUCCUCUUAAGUGUGUUGCCAGAUGGGAAGGUGUUGUCACACCCAAUCCUGGGGGCUAGACGUUGCUAUGUAGAAAGGUUGUGGGGCGCCUGAGUGGGAAAUAACUGAUGUUGUGAACCCUGUGCAAUGUACUACUGUUCUUACUUCUUAAACAGUCCCUUUAGCUAUACACAGAGAGGCAGUCCCGGGGAGAAAAUUAGUAAAAAGGCCCUACGAUUAUUUUAAAGGAUUUUCUCUGUAAACUAGAAGAACAGUUUGAAGGUCUCUGAUCAAAAUGAAUGUCAUUAAAAGGCUUUCUGCUUCAUAUCUGAGGAAAAGCAAGAUGCAGCAGAGGUGCCAAAGUAACAGACGACCAAUUGCUCCACUUGGGUCACGGAUUUUAACUGAUCCUACUAAAGUUUUUGAACAUAACAUGUGGGACCACAUGCAGUGGUCACAAGAGGAAGAAGAAAGGGCCAGAGAAAAAGCAACAGAGAACUCGCUUGUGCGGGUUCAACCAGAAGAUCAAGACAAAUAUGAAAGAGAAGCUAGUAAAUACUGGAAUGAAUUUUACAACACUCAUAAGAAUAACUUUUUCAAGGAUCGUAAUUGGCUGUUUCUGGAGUUUCCAGAAAUUCUUCCAAAAGGAAGGAAAAAUCAGAUGAAUAAAGAGGAAAAAUCUUCUUAUCCUGUAAAACUGAAUGCUACAAACAGUUGCACAAAUGUGGGCUUUCCUGGAAUGUUUGAAGAAGGCAAAGAUUAUUGCCAGAACAAUUUGGUGGAUGGCUUAACUUCUGUGGAAGGACACUCAUACAACAAAAACCAAGCAGAACCUGUUACUGACAACAAACAUGUUAAGAACUGUGAACAAGAACCUGUGAAGCAAGAAUCCUUCCCUGGCAGUGGUGCUACUUACAGAAUGCUAGAGGUUGAUUGUGGUGCUGGAAACAGUGCUUUUCCUAUUUUGAAAGUUAUAUGCAAUACCCCUGGAGCCUUUCUGUACUGCUGUGAUUUUGCGUCGGGAGCAGUGGAGCUAGUAAAGUCACACUUGUCCUACAAUUCAGCCUGGUGUUCUGCCUUUGUUCAUGAUGUGUGUGAUGAUUCCUUACCCUACCCUUUUCCAGAUGAGAUCCAGGAUGUCAUUCUCCUUGUCUUUGUGCUCUCUGCCAUUCAUCCUGACAGGAUGCAAGGAGUUGUAAGUAGACUGGCCAAAUUAUUGAAACCUGGAGGGAUGUUGUUAUUUCGAGACUACGGAAGAUACGAUACAUCUCAGCUUCGUUUUAAAAAAGGCCGCUGCUUGUCAGAGAAUUUUUAUGUACGAGGAGACGGUACCAGAGUUUAUUUCUUUACAGAAGAUGAGGUCCACAACAUGUUUACCCUGGCUGGGUUAGUUGAAGUGCAGAAUCUAGUUGAUCGACGAUUACAAGUCAACAGGAAGAAAAAAGUGAAAAUGCAGCGAGUUUGGAUACAAGGCAAGUUCCAAAAACCAUUUCAGCUACCUCAGAAUAGCCGCCAAUAGGCACCCUCAUAGCAAAAUAUAUAGGAUUCCCCAGAGACCAAAACAAGUGAGUGCAUAUAUAUUUCCUGUGGAUCCGGUGUUAACUGCUGAAAAGGCAGGAAAAAUGUUGAACUGAAAGCAUUUUCUUAAAAAAAUGUACUUUUUUGUUGUUAAGAAGUGAUGUGGAAAAAUGUCUUUUGU